AUCGGCACCACGCCUUGCCCCGCUGCUGCCAUGACCACUGCGUCUCCCUCCCUAGUGUGCCAGAACUACCACCAGGACUCGGAGGCCGCCAUCAACCACCAGAUCAACCUGGAACUGUAUGCCUCCUAUGUCUAUCUGUCUAUGUCUUGCUACUUCGACCGGGAUGAUGUGGCUCUCAGCAACUUUGCCAGAUACUUUCUCCACCAAUCUCAUGAGGAAAGGGAGCAUGCUGAGCAACUGAUGAAGCUACAGAACCAACGAGGUGGCCGAAUCUUCCUGCAGGAUAUCAAGAAACCAGAGCGUGAUGACUGGGAGAACGGGCUGAAUGCAAUGGAGUGUGCACUGCACUUGGAGAAGAGUGUGAGUCAGUCACUCCUGGAACUGCACAAACUGGCUGCUGACAAGAAUGACCCCCACCUGUGUGACUUCAUUGAGACCCAUCACCUGAAUGAGCAGGCAAAAUCCAUCAAAGAACUGGGUGGCCACGUGACCACCCUCCGCAAGAUGGGAGCCCCUGAAGCUGGCCUGGCAGAAUAUGUCUUUGACAAGCUCACCCUGGCACGCAGUGAUGAGAGCUAA
This is a messenger RNA of Peromyscus leucopus (white-footed mouse), 579 nucleotides long. RefSeq names its product ferritin heavy chain-like. Gene Ontology annotation, cellular component: cytoplasm. Lineage: Eukaryota; Metazoa; Chordata; Mammalia; Rodentia; Cricetidae. Gene Ontology annotation, biological process: iron ion transport; intracellular iron ion homeostasis. Gene Ontology annotation, molecular function: ferric iron binding; ferrous iron binding. The record is from RefSeq and is a predicted model, not a curated record. The coding region runs from base 31 to 579 and encodes 182 amino acids. The transcript has a single exon.